Molecule: messenger RNA, 1224 nt
Organism: Enterobius vermicularis (human pinworm)
Lineage: Eukaryota; Metazoa; Nematoda; Chromadorea; Rhabditida; Oxyuridae
Source: the annotation of a GenBank genome assembly
AUGGCUAUGUCAAAAUCCUCUUAUACUUACAACCGUAAGACAUGGGAAGAUGCGGAAUUUCCUAUCCUAUGUCAAACUUGUUUGGGGCCGAAUCCUUAUAUCCGAAUGAUGAAGGAUAAGCAUGGAGCUGAGUGCAAAAUAUGUCAGAGGCCGUUUACGAAUUUUCGUUGGAUGCCAGGCAAAGAUAUGAGGUACAAAAAAACCGAGGUGUGUCAAACGUGUGCUAAAUUGAAGAAUGUUUGCCAAACAUGCUUACCUGUUCAAGUACGUGACCAUGCCUUACAAAUACAGGAUGACAUGCCCAAGCAAGGGGCAAAUCGAGAUUUUUAUAUACAAAAUCAAGAAAGAGAACUAGCCCUUACUGAUGGGACGACUCCAGGAGGAGCUUUGGCAAAAAUCACUGAUGCUGGCUCCAAUGACUUUUUACGAAAGCUUGCGAGAAACACUCCGUAUUAUCAGAGAAACAAACCACAUAUCUGCUCAUUUUUCGUCAAAGGGGAGUGCAAACGUGGCGAAGAAUGCCCGUACAGGCAUGAGAAACCGUCAGAUCCGGAUGACCCACUUAGUCACCAAAACAUGCGAGAUCGAUAUUAUGGGAAUAAUGACCCUGUCGCAGAUAAGCUUCUUAAUAGGGCGAAAGCUAUGCCUGUGCUACAGCCGCCUGAGGACACCUCAAUAACAACUUUAUAUGUUGGUGACCUGGGUCCAGCUGGUGCUAUAACUGAAGGCGAUCUUAGGGAUUACUUUUAUCAGUUCGGUGAAAUUAGAAGUCUAAACGUACUAACCGCUAAGGCAUGUGCUUUUAUUGCUUUUACAACGAGACAGGCGGCUGAGAAAGCCGCAGAACGUUCUUUUAAUAAACUGGUCAUGCAGGGGAGGAAAUUAAAGAUCCGUUGGGGUAGACCACAGGCUCGUAGCACUGAGGAAGAAAAGAAACUUCUGGAACCUGUCGCAAAUAUACCUAAUCCUUGCCCAGUACCUACAUUCUUUGAUGACGAAAGUGAUGGCCCAUCUUCCAGCAAGCGCCAGAAGUUUGAUAGUAUUCCAAUGCCGCCAAUGCCUCCCGUUGGAACCUUUGCACCUCCUUCUCAGAUGAUUGUUCCCCAGGUGCCUUACUCUGUAAAUCCAGCACCAGCAACUUACACGGGAGAUGUCACACCAAAAGUUUAUUAUCCCUCCCAGGAUCCCCAACGGCUUGGGUCCAAGGGUGAUCCUGCCGAAUGA